CAACUUGGCUGAAACAUGGUUUCCAUCUGGAAAUGGAUCUUGGCAAACAGGAAUUAUUUCAUCAUCUUUUUGGUCCCUCUCUUUCUUCUGCCCCUGCCCCUGGUAGUGCCCACCAAGGAGGCAAGCUGCGGCUUUGUGAUCAUUGUGAUGGCGUUAUUCUGGUGCACAGAAGCUCUUCCUCUGGCCGUCACUGCGCUUUUUCCAGUCUUGCUUUUUCCAAUGAUGGGCAUCAUGGAUUCCACAGCGGUGUGCAGCCAGUAUCUGAAAGACACGAACAUGCUGUUCAUUGGCGGGCUGCUGGUUGCGAUAUCGGUGGAGAAAUGGAAUUUGCAUAAACGCAUUGCCCUAAGAGUGCUGCUGAUUGUUGGAGUUAAACCUGCCCUCCUGCUUCUUGGAUUCAUGGUGGUCACAGCCUUCCUUUCCAUGUGGAUCAGUAACACAGCCACAACGGCCAUGAUGAUACCUAUUGCACAGGCUGUGCUGCAGCAGCUUCACACCUCGGAAGAGAGAGUGGACAAGCCGUCAGAAGAAACAAAAAAGAAUGUGAAUGGAAUGGAUAAUAGCAUGUAUGAAUCAGUAUUGCCAAAUGGGAAAAUGAUCCUGGCAGUAGAAAACACUUAUGCUACUGUAAACGAGGGAUUUGAGAUGCAAGAUAGUACUAAAGAUCCUGAGCCUUCCAAGCUAGAAAAAGAAAGUAUUGGCCCAAUAGUGAUAGAACUUGAGGAUGAAAAACAAAAGGAAGAGAAGCAGAAACUUAGAUUGGAGAAGCACCUGAAGAUCUGCAAAGGAAUGACCCUUAGUGUCUGUUAUUCUGCCAGCAUUGGUGGAAUUGCAACAUUAACUGGCACUACCCCAAACCUUGUAAUGAAAGGACAAAUGGACGAGCUCUUUCCAGAGAACAAUAAUGUCAUCAAUUUUGCCUCCUGGUUUGGUUUUGCAUUUCCUACAAUGUUUGUACUUCUGGCAUUAUCCUGGUUAUGGCUCCAGUUCAUGUUUUUGGGAUUCAACUUUAAAAAGAAUUUUGGGUGCGGUGGGAAUUCAGAACAAAAGGAAAAGGAGAAGAGAGCUUUUAAAAUCAUUUCUGGGGAGCACAAAAAGUUGGGCGCCAUGACAUUUGCUGAAAUAUCUGUGCUGGUGCUAUUUAUACUUCUGGUGCUGCUGUGGUUUACAAGGGAGCCCGGAUUCAUGCCAGGAUGGGCAACCAUCAGUUUUAACAAAGAUGGCAAAGAAAUGGUCACAGAUGCCACUGUCGCCAUAUUUGUGUCCCUCAUGAUGUUUUUCUUCCCAUCGGAGUUACCUUCUUUCAAGUACAGAGAAGAUACAGAUACAGAGAAGCCAGGAAUGAAGCCAAAGUUCAGAGUACCACCAGCUUUGCUUGACUGGAAAACUGUGAACGAGAAAAUGCCUUGGAACAUUGUAAUUCUGCUGGGAGGAGGUUUUGCCCUUGCGAAGGGCAGUGAGGAAUCAGGUUUGUCAUUAUGGCUUGGAGAAAAGCUGACCCCUCUGCAAAGCAUACCCCCUGCAGCUAUUGCUCUAAUUCUGUGCCUACUCGUGGCUACAUUCACUGAGUGCACUAGCAAUGUGGCGACCACAACCCUAUUCUUACCCAUCCUAGCAUCCAUGGCCAAAGCAAUCCAUCUGAACCCACUGUAUAUCAUGCUUCCAUGCACACUAUCGGCCUCCUUGGCUUUUAUGCUGCCAGUUGCAACGCCACCCAAUGCCAUUGCCUUCUCUUAUGGGCAGCUCAAGGUUAUCGACAUGGCAAAGGCAGGACUACUGCUCAACAUUCUGGGUGUGCUGACUAUAACACUGGCCAUUAACAGCUGGGGAUUUUACAUGUUCGACUUGGGCACAUUUCCAUCCUGGGCAAACUCCACAGGGCAGCCUUAGCAUUUGUAAUGGACUGUUAAUGGCCAGUUGUGUUUAACUGGAUGCCAAGGAGCCUCAGAAGUAUGAUAAAGUGGUGGAUGUGGCACAGGUUCAGACUGGAAUUCAAAAUAGACCCUGGCAUUUCAACUACCAAGAGACUCAAACAGUCCCCCAUCAGCCCAAUAAACAGUGAUUCUUUAUGGCAUCUUACAGCAGCCCCACUGACUUCUGCCAGAAUCCACAGAUUGACAGUUCAGACUCUCUAGUGUCCGUGAAUACGCACAAGCCGUGCCCACCCUGUGACUAUAAGCAGAUGGGCCGAGUACCCUACCGGCCUACAGAAUAGUCAAGGUAGCAUCUCACUCUGCUCUGCAAAGCUUUUAAUUGGGGACCUUAUCAGUUAAUAGUACUGUUAAUAAGGGCAAUACCCAGCAGGCAAGAGUGUAAAAAGUUCUCUCUAAGAACUUAAUUUUUUGUAUCAGGGCAAGUAUCUCACUUGUAUUUAUUUAAGAAAAAUAAUGUAAACAUUUUAAUGGCUCUAUCAGUAUUGGGUGAAAUAUCUAGGUGCCCUAGGUUUCAGAGCUCAAUGAGCUACAUGUUACUAAUGCAAAUACAUCAUUAAGUAUUGUAACAAUAAAAACAUAAUACAUUUG
Molecule: messenger RNA, 2522 nt
Organism: Xenopus tropicalis (tropical clawed frog)
Lineage: Eukaryota; Metazoa; Chordata; Amphibia; Anura; Pipidae
Gene: slc13a2
Product: solute carrier family 13 member 2
Exons: 12
Coding region: 16-1890 (624 amino acids)
Biological process (GO): sodium ion transmembrane transport; transmembrane transport
Cellular component (GO): membrane
Molecular function (GO): solute:sodium symporter activity; C4-dicarboxylate transmembrane transporter activity; transmembrane transporter activity
Source: RefSeq, marked provisional